Trichechus manatus latirostris (Florida manatee) is the source of this 2510-nucleotide messenger RNA. RefSeq names its product Ras association domain family member 3 (gene RASSF3). Bases 50 to 766 code for a protein of 238 amino acids. The record is from RefSeq and is a predicted model, not a curated record. The transcript has 5 exons. Gene Ontology annotation, biological process: signal transduction. Lineage: Eukaryota; Metazoa; Chordata; Mammalia; Sirenia; Trichechidae. Gene Ontology annotation, cellular component: cytoplasm.
UGGCCGCCUGCGCCCGGGGAGGCUGCCAGUGCGCGACGGGACCAGCAGCAUGAGCAGCGGCUACAGCAGCCUGGAGGAGGACGCCGAGGACUUCUUCUUCACCGCCAGGACCUCGUUCUUCAGGAGAGCGCCCCAGGGCAAGCCCCGCGGCGGUCAGCAAGAUGUGGAGAAAGAGAAGGAAACGUACAAUUACCUCAGCAAAGAGGAAAUCAAAGAGAAGGUUCAUAAAUACAAUUUAGCAGUCACAGACAAAUUGAAGAUGACCUUGAAUUCAAAUGGGAUUUACACUGGCUUCAUUAAAGUACAGAUGGAACUCUGCAGACCUCCACAGACUUCUCAGAAUCCUGGAAAACUCGCUGCCACUAGCAAUGGCUGUAUGAAUACACUUCAUAUCAGCAGCACAAACACUGUCGGGGAAGUGAUUGAGGCCCUGCUCAAAAAGUUUCACGUGACUGAUAGCCCUGCCAAGUUUGCACUUUAUAAGCGUUGCCACAGGGAAGAUCAAGUCUACGCCUGCAAGCUCUCAGACCAAGAACAUCCACUCUACCUGCGUUUGGUAGCGGGGCCUAGAACAGACACGCUUAGUUUUGUUCUUCGUGAGCAUGAAAUUGGAGAGUGGGAAGCCUUCAGCCUUCCAGAACUACAGAAUUUCUUGCGCAUCUUGGACAAGGAAGAAGAUGAGCAGCUGCAGAACCUGAAGAAGCGCUACACAGCGUAUAAGCACAAGCUUGAAGAAGCUCUCAGUGAGGUGUGGAAACCUGAUUAGAGCGAGGGGCUCAUCACCACUCAGGAACGGUGCGGGCUGUUCGGAGCGAGUGAAACAUGCUCAACCUAUAUACAAAACAGCAGCCAAGUGUCUCUCUUUUCCGAGGGCUGUUUUCUUGCCCUGUGAUGUAAGGGUCUUAUCUCCAGAUUUAGUUCUCCAAGCCAGGUCACACAGCAUCCUGCACCGUAAGCAUCCUGCGUAAGGGACUGGGCAAGCUUGUAAUGUAUGUCACAGCACUGCGAUAUUGCCUCUCGCCAAGCUGUGAAUCUGUAGUGCUCAUCAGGCAGCAUUCUAGAGUGCUUUGAAGCAUGAACUCUGGGUUUUAUUUUUCUUCUUUUUAGGUAUUUUAACUAUAUGAUGAUGAUGUUAAGCUUAAGGAUGUGCAAAUGAUUUUUAGAAAGCUUAACAAGGAAUCGGAAUACUUGUUUUAUGUUGAAACUACCUUUUUAUGUCAAAGGAAAGUAUCCAUGUGAAUUGAAAGGCACAGGAAGCCAGGAACAAUCAGGAGUUUGUGAAGGAUUUUGUAGGCAUUUGACGAAGAAAGUAAAGAGCAAGUUUGGAAGAAGGUGUGAGUUGAGGUGGAGAGUACUGAGGGGCUGGUAAGGAUGGUUUGGGUAGUAAGUUUAUAGUAGAGGAAGAAGGUGUGUUUGUAAACUAGUUAAAAUGCAUUUGGUUUUGAGAUGUUAAACCCAUUUUAGGAUGGUUUGAUUUCCCGGUGGGUAAAAUGUAGGAACAUAGUCAAGGAAGGUAGGAUUAAACCAAAGAAGAGGGCCAUGAAGUCUGGAGCUGAGAAGAGAAUUGCAAACUUGGACAGAGAGGGGCCUUAAGCCCCGUUUCUGCCCGUGUGGAGUGGAAGUUCUAAUUGGUGUAGUUUCUCUGGCCAAGGGGGGCAGUUCCCAAGGUCUAAUGACUAUUUGCUAACUCCGGUUAAGCUGUAGUUUUUCUAGAGGUGGUUUUUAAGGUUAAAAAGGGGGAGGAAUGGGUCAGCUGUUUUCCUCGAUUGUCAGCUAGGAGAUUUAUCAGGUAGAAGGCUCACAGGCCGUGACAAUGACUCUUUUCUUCCCUUCCCUUCCUUUCUCUUUCCUUUUUAUAUUUUCCCCUUUCAUCCCCUCUUGCUUUCCUCUCCCUUACUUCCUUUUAUAAAUUGAAUAUUACAUAGAACAGGGAUAGUGAUUAAAAACCCAAUUCACUUCCAAAUCCUCAGACUACUUGACUAUAAGGAGGAGGCAGCAAGAAAGAGGAACGUACAUAUGCAAUUGACCGUGCAACAGGGUUUUUUGUUUUUUUUUUAAUGGAAAUAUUUAUUUUAACAAAAGUACAUGUUCCUACCAACCAAAGAAAUGCCUGUGCAAUGGAAACCUUCCUUAAUCAGGUUAAAUAACCUCAUUUUAUGCAGUGAUUACCUGAGAACAAUGGGAAAGUUUUUGUGCUGUUGUUACACAGAGGCCUGACAGUCUGUUUUAAGUCUAGGUAUUUUUUGUUUAUAAAUUCCCAAGGAAUUGUUAACACUUUGGUGACACUUAAUGGAUUCUUUUUGAAACUCCAAGGUGCUUCAGUUCUUUGCCUAAGUGAACUGUGCCUUUUAUUGCAUUUCUGUUCCUCUCUCGGUGGCUCUUCUGACUUUUCAAAGAAUACCCAUCUUGGUGGAGGCAGAAUUUAAGUGUUGGCUGUGCUGUGCCACACAAUUACUGAGACAAUCAUAUCUUCCUAAGCUCUUAAGGAAAGUUAAAAAAAAAAAAAAAAA